AUGAAGCUCAACCCAAAGAAGUGCGUUUUCGGAGUGAAAUCGGGGAAGUUUCUGGGUUUUCUUGUCAGUGAAAGGGGGAUAGAUGCCAACCCAGAAAAGGUAGAAGCCAUACUGAACUUGCCAGAACCAAAAAAUGUGAGAGAUAUCCAACGGCUGACUGGAAAAAUGGCAGCCCUCACCAGAUUCAUUAGCAAGUCUGCGGACAAGUCCCUACCUUUCUUCCAGUUGUUGAAAGGGAACAAAACUUUCCAGUGGGGACCAGAGCAAGAAAAGGCAUUCGCAGAAGUUAAGAACCACCUAAAAAGUCUCCCAACCAUAGCUAGGCCAGAGGUUGGAGACGUGCUAUAG
This is a messenger RNA of Spinacia oleracea (spinach), 348 nucleotides long. RefSeq lists its product as uncharacterized. Bases 1 to 348 code for a protein of 115 amino acids. The transcript has a single exon. The record is from RefSeq and is a predicted model, not a curated record. Lineage: Eukaryota; Viridiplantae; Streptophyta; Magnoliopsida; Caryophyllales; Amaranthaceae.